UAGUAGCCUAGCCUACGUGUCAGUUAUAAAACAGGUAUGACAAUCAGCACUUUGAUAUGCAAUUUCCCACAAAAAAACGCAACUAACAGAGUUCACAGGCCAAAUAACCGAUGCCCGAAUUUCCGGGGCAUCGAUCACAAAAAACUGAUAGAUUAUUUAAUGUGGCAAGGGGAACAGACGUCAAAAAAUUAAGACAUAUGCCGAACACCAACAAACUGCAUCGGCACAGAGGAACAGCGAUCGCGAAACGAAGGUCACUGAAGCUUAGGGUCAGACGGCCACUUAACAAGAUGGUUGCUAAAAUGACUAGCUACCCCAAAACCAAGGCCUAAAAACGACCGCAGAAUUUAAUCAACACAUUAAAAUGGCCUUUUAAAACCUCGGCUAGUGACGGUUAACAAGCCAGCAAGACCCAAAGAAUGCUUUGAGUUUUGUUUAUACUCCUAAAAUAUGGUUCUAACCAACCAGUCUAGAAACCGAGGUGAUUCUGGCUAUGUUUGGCCUUGAAGUUGAACGUCGGAGUAGUCAUCGAAAUUUCGUCUGACUAAAAUAAAACAAAAUCCACAGGUAUCGUUGGUCUUCCUGCCACCAUAGUUCUUGCGAUUCGGAAAAAAACGUUCAUUCGUGCCGUAUCGUUCACAUUCGGUUAAACAUCGAAUGGAUUGGCCUGAUAGUUUUCGGGACCGGUUGUUUAAUGGAACUUCAUGAGAGUGAGCAGAAGUGGGUGAGAGAAAUCUCACGCACACCUUCGCCUUACCUGUGAUACUGGGCUCUGUGACCACUCACCGACAUCUGUACAACUCGCCAGAAGUUCCCGAGGCUUCGGCCUACAUCUUAUCUCAAUCCUCCUGGCCUGAUCCCGGUCCUUUGGACGGCAAGCAUGUUUAAAAAUGGUAAGACUCGUUGUCCACGGCUCCUCUGUUUGACCCCUUCAACCUAUACGCUAAGCGGUAGCCAUCUAACUGUAGGAUCGGCCUUAUUCGACGUCACGUCCUGGUUUUUUUCAGCUCAAUACAGUUUUUUAGUUUAAUGCGCUGGCAUAGGUAAUUGCAUUAAAAAAUUAAGUGGUGUAAUUAUAAGGGGCAUUUUUUUUUAAUGUGUGGAAUCCGGUCGAUGCAUAAUUUUCCAUACAUUAUUUCACUGGGGAUGCUAACAUAAAAAUUUGCACUUCAGUUGUUUAGGAGCAACUGCAGCAUGGCAUAUAUCCUAACCUGGGAAAUGCACAGAUAGACUCCAACAUAUGCUAUUGCGUAUGCACCCUGUCGUGCAAUGACAAGUGCUCUUCAUGAUUGCAGCCAAUCAAACCCUCCCCCCCAACUAGUCCAUGGUAUCAAGCCCCCCCCAAUCCUGAUUAUCAGCCAAUGCCAUCCAAACAGUCUACAUGGCCUGAUUCUAACAGGUGAAGUAUCUGUCACUCAAUGUACUUUUAUAUAACUUUUUAUUCGCUGCACCACUGGCAGUAGAAUGAGUAUUACAGAUAACCAAUCACCCUUGAACGCCGUUAAUCUUCCAUGACGUCAGAACAUGCGUUAUUUGGGCUAAUUGCACCUGUCAAUUGGCAUUUUAUCGUAUGGUUAGAUCUGUGAGAAAAAAACAGGUCUGUCAGUCAGGGAAAUCUGGCACUAUUUAUUAGAUCUGUAGCUCAAUAAUUCAUACUUUUAUGGAAGCCAACAACGUUGUUUGAUCCCGAAAGCUUAGCCUACUAGUUACAACUAGGCCCAUACCAUCUUGCUCUCAGACAGCAACUCUCAACAUCAUGCAGUUAUGAUAAACGAGAGCAAGUAAAUGUCCCAUAACAAAAAACGUUUGCUAACAAUACAGCAAGUGACAACAAAUUCAGUCAAAUACACCAAAUCGUCCACUCUAAAAAAAAAAAGGAACCUGUUUGACGAGAAAUGAAACUUUUCAGCCGGCAAAUUCCCUUUCGCUCAGUUAAAUGCCUUUUAAGCGCAGUCAAGGGAAACGAAGAGCUUUGCCGCGUGCCCCUUGACCGCCUCUUAUCUUAUCAGCAAGCCUGCGAGAAUUACUCACCGCCGUGCCGCGGUUACGGUCGCGCUCUCUCGCUCCCGAGCCAGAAUUCCAGCGGGUCCGUCUCGCCGGGCCGGGUAGGAGUGUCAGCGAGAACCGACUUUUUUAUUACUCUGGCCAUGGAUCAAAGUCCGUCGCCGGAUCUCCACCGAGCGUCAGUCGGCUUUUUCCCGGAGCUGUGGCGCUGCGGCUCACCGUCUGCCUCUCCCCGUUCUCUCCCUCUCCCGCUCCCCCCGGGUCUUGACCCCCCUGCUGCGAGAAAGCAGUGACUGACCUCCCCUUCACACCAAACAUGAGCAUCUCACCCUUCUGUCCGGACCAGCUUCCGCCCGCGACUUUUUGGCCUGCGGACUAUGAGCAGAGUUUGCUGCUGAAGGACAGACCUUCCACAUCCCAGGAUCUGGGAGCAGAGCCAGACUCGGGGGACCCCCAGGGGGAGGCCUGCCCCAUCUGUGGGGACAGAGUGUCAGGAUACCACUAUGGCCUGCUCACCUGUGAGAGCUGCAAGGGUUUCUUCAAGCGCACGGUGCAGAACAACAAGCGCUACACGUGUGCGGAGAGGCAGAGCUGCCCCGUGGACGUGGCCCAGCGCAAACGCUGCCCCUACUGCCGCUUCCAAAAGUGCCUGACUGUGGGCAUGCGGAGAGAGGCGGUGAGGGCCGAUCGAAUGCGGGGCGGGCGGAAUAAGUUCGGGCCGCUGUACCGCCGCGACCGGCAGCGGAAGCAGCGGGGGGAGGAGUGCCCCGCCUACAGGGUCAAACUGGAAGCCACGCCCACGCAGCCAGCCGCUGCGUCACAUGACCUUCACCCGCUGCCCAGCCCCGCCCCGUCGCCCCACGCUCCCAGCUCCUUUCACCAGCUGCAGCCCGUGGCCUCCGGCGUGGGCCAAUCGGACGGCCUCGUGCUCCUGGACUGCUCCUUCGGCAGAGACCGCGCUGUGGCGCUGCCCGCCCUCCCCUACGCCGGACUGUACCACUCCAGCUACCAGGGCUGCGCCCAGAGCCAGCCCUUCAGCCAGGCCCUGCCUGUGGCCACGCCCCCAGUCUUACCGGCAGCUCCGCCCACGCCCUGCCUUCUCACAGAACUCCUGCAGGGGGAGCCAGAGGAGACGCAGCUCUGCGCCAGGGUGCUGGCCAGCCUGCAGCGGGAGCAGGCGAGCCGCGGGAAGCACGACUGCCUCAACACCUUCAGCAUCAUGUGCAAGAUGGCCGACCGCACGCUGUUCGCCCUGGUGGAGUGGGCCCGGAGCAGCGCCUUAUUCAAGGAGCUAAAGGUAGAGGACCAGAUGAGUCUGCUUCACAGCUGUUGGAGUGAGCUGCUGGUGUUGGAUCACCUGUACAGGCAGGUGGCAUAUGGAAAAGAUGGCAGCAUCUACCUGGUCACUGGGCAACAGAUCGACGUGUCCACCAUACUGUCCCAGGCCGGUCCCAUGCUGAGCAGUCUGGUGACCCGCUCACAGGACAUGGUGUCCAAACUCAGGACCCUGCAGAUGGACAGACAGAAGUUUGUGUGCCUAAAGUACCUCGUCCUCUUCAACCCAGACGUGAAGGCGGUGCAGGAUCGAGGGCUGGUCGAGCGGACUCAGGAGCGGGUGAACCGGGCCCUGAUGGCCCACGCCCUGCAGACACACUCCGGACACUCGGACACGUUCGGCCAGCUGCUCCUCAGGCUGCCGGAGGUGCGGAGCAUCAGCCUGCAGGUGGAGGAGUACCUGUACCAGCGCCACCUGCAGGGGGACCUGCCCUGCAACUCCCUGCUCACAGAGAUGCUGCACGCCAAGCAGGCCUGAGAACUGCCAUCGCCUGUCAGUCCCCACUGUGCUGUCCCUGUGAGCCACCAUUGUGCGCCAAUCAAGACCACACCCCACCUCUGACACACCCACGACUCUAUCGGGACUGGUCUCCGCCUCUAAACUAUCCUCCUGUCGGUCAAUGGGUGGCAGUGCUGGUGAAGGAACUGGCUUCGUAACCUAAAAGGGUUGCGGGUUCGAUUCCCACGCAGGGCACUGCCGUUGUACCCUUGAGCAAGGUACUAAUGGCCUUUCUGCAUUGCUUUAGUUAUAUAUCCAGCUGUAUAAACAGAUGCUAUGUAAAUAAGAAGCUGUGGGAGUCUGUUCAUGUCAAGGCCACACUCUGACUCUACACCACUGUCGCCUUUCAGCUAAAGCCAAGCUCCACUGACCAUCGUAUGUCACUGAACCAUCGCUAUGGCCCACCCCCACUCAUCUCAGAAGAACCAGUCUCCCUUUCCCUCCCUCCCCCCAUCAGGCACUUGGUGUGAAACCCAAGGAGAAACUGCCAAUGAAGAGAGACCGCCAAUAAAGAUAUCUCACCACU
Anguilla rostrata (American eel) is the source of this 4364-nucleotide messenger RNA. It is a transcript of the gene nr5a5, whose product is annotated as nuclear receptor subfamily 5, group A, member 5. The record is from RefSeq and is a predicted model, not a curated record. The transcript is spliced from 7 exons. Gene Ontology annotation, cellular component: RNA polymerase II transcription regulator complex. Bases 2321 to 3817 code for a protein of 498 amino acids. Gene Ontology annotation, molecular function: nuclear receptor activity; RNA polymerase II cis-regulatory region sequence-specific DNA binding; zinc ion binding. Lineage: Eukaryota; Metazoa; Chordata; Actinopteri; Anguilliformes; Anguillidae. Gene Ontology annotation, biological process: tissue development; hormone-mediated signaling pathway; regulation of transcription by RNA polymerase II.